AUGGAAGGCAAAACUAUGAUUUUAAGUGUGGUCAUAGUGACUCUCCUCAUGGCGCAAAUUCAAGUAGAAGCACGGGACCCAAUGGUCUGCUGCCCGACGAAGUCUGCCAGAGAUAUAUAUAAUACAUGUAGGAACACAGUAUCUCUUCUGACUUGUUGUUCUAAAAGUGGAUGCAUGGUACCUCCUUCUUGCCCUCCAGAUUAUCCUUAUGGCCUUCUAAGAAAAUCGGGUCAAGGUGAUGCUGUCAAUGAAUACUGCAAGUUGGGGUGUGCAUUCUCUGCGUGCGGUGCCUUGACCACUCUUCAGAACUCCGACGCAAGUGAAAUUGUCAGUGAUGCGGUUGAACAAUGCACCAAGGCGUGUUCUACUAUAUGCAACAAGGGCUCUCUUGCAGCAGCUGAAAGUGCCUAA
This is a messenger RNA of Microthlaspi erraticum, 411 nucleotides long. The record is from the annotation of a GenBank genome assembly. Lineage: Eukaryota; Viridiplantae; Streptophyta; Magnoliopsida; Brassicales; Brassicaceae.